This is a messenger RNA of Contarinia nasturtii (swede midge), 1665 nucleotides long. RefSeq lists its product as uncharacterized. NCBI's taxonomy places the organism in Eukaryota, Metazoa, Arthropoda, Insecta, Diptera, Cecidomyiidae. The record is from RefSeq and is a predicted model, not a curated record. Bases 857 to 1561 code for a protein of 234 amino acids. The transcript has 2 exons.
GAUGACGAAAGACAAGAAGAAAAUAAUUUCGUUGCAAUAAAAUGUGGAUUGCAAACAAUACUUCGACCCGAGCAUGCAGCAGUUGUGACGCAAAUAUUGUUUGAGCGCAGUCUUCAAAUGACGGAAGUUGCCUCAUUGGCCUCACUCGAUAAUGAAGCACUCGAUAAUGAAGAUCGUCAGUACUUUUUGCGACGGGAUCGUCGACAGUUCUUCUUCGAUUGCUUCAAUGCGGUAUUGGCCGAAAAUGUUUACAAUAAUAAUAGCCGAAAUCCCAUACCGCCAGAGUUUCGGUUCAUGGUCGAAAACUUCAGUGAUGAACAGUUCGAAUGGCCAAGCAAGGAAAAGUUGGAGAAUGGUUUUCGUUAUUUUGUCAAACAGCACAUCGCAAAUACGAAAACUGGUCUUAUCACUUGGUGUGAAGAUCGACUUGAGUCAUUCUUUCGAAUGUGAUGCUGGUAUCGCAAUCACAACAUCUAUGGACCGAGAUUUGAUGGCAUCGACAUCAGAAAUGCCAAAAUGUUAGCAUAUCGAUCCAACGACUUGACAAAUGGUAAUGUGGAAAGAAUAGAAAAGGCCAACAUUUUAUUGGAUGAUCUGGUUGCAAUUGGAUGUCGACGCGAAAGAUGCAUAAUUUUUUUUGGUAAAAGAUCAUUGGUUUGAAUCGUUGUGGUUGUUCGGACAAAUGCAACGUCAAAUAGCAGCUUAUCACAGUGAUGCCGCACAAUGGAAUAACAUUCAUGUAAUAUUUCGUGACAAUCCGAACUUUCAACAGCGAACAAACAAUCGCCCACGGAAAAUAAACGGGUUUGCUCUUAUACCGCCAUGCGAUUAUCAUUUGAAGUGCGUGUGAUUGGAUAUGAGAGAUUUGUACGAAAAAUUGGCAAGCAAGCUAAAAGUGGUGCCCAGUUCCCUGAAUACUGAUACCAGACGGCUAAACAAAUACCCUGAAAAAUACUACAAAGAUCAUGAUCGGUACUGUACACCAAACCAGAGCGGGCGUGCAACGAAAAUGUGUAUUUACAGGCAGACAAUUCUUGUGGGCAAGAAAUACGUUAUUGGCAUUAAUCCGAAUGAAAAAACGUGGUUGGCUAUAACGCGUUGCAACAUCCCGAAAACACCUGAUGAACCGGCCGUUGAGGAAAACAUCACAAUACCAAACACGCGAUUCUACUGGGGAACUCGGCAGAAACGAAGAGAAAAAGAGGCGAAUAAAUUGGCUGGAUGGUUUGAUAUCGAGGAAAAGAAUCAUCUGAAGUCAUAUCCAUUCAGUCCACCAUCACCACGUAACUCAACAUGGCAAUGGUACAUUGAGUAUCGUAUCAAAAUGCUACGAAAAGGAAUGUCAGCAUAUGCAACGCGUAAAUAUUCACGAUUGGAUUUGGAUCAUUACAUUAAGUCGAACUACGUAAAGUAUAAAAUCGCCGUGACAGUGACCAACAACAUGCCGUCAAUGAUUAUCUUCGGUGCAUCGGAGAUGGCACCCAAUCAGACAUUUGGCGUGAAGAAACGUAAAAGAUGUCCAGGAUCGCGAAAAUUUUUGGUGAGCGUUAAGAAACUGUAGUGGGAAGUGAGGGAGAUUUAUAUAACUAACUUAAUCCCACUAUUGGUGGAGUCUAAAAGAUACAUUUUAUUGAAAGAAACUGAAUAUGUAUUUAUUUGAAGAAG